UGCAAAUCGAUAUUCACGGAUACCAGGACGAAAGGAUGAAAUUCCUCCUCUGGUGCGAUGGCGACUAUUUCAUUAUUCCCUCUUCUUAUCAAGGGCGAUUCAGGGCUUGUCCCAAACAAAUCAACAGCGUCGAAGAUCUGUUGAAGCACAAUGGAGAUCGUGUGUUGGUAGUGAAAGAGGCCAAGUAUAUGUCAUAUGAUUCCGUUAACGUUGGGGAUGUCUUAGACCUGACACGAAGGAGAUUAUCUCAUCUAGAAAGAGUCGAACAAGGAAAACAUCAUCGGGAUGCGGAGGUGGAAGUACUGCUGUGUACGAAAGAAUCCCCCGGCGCUAUGUACUCAAUACCAGUCAGUCUCCCAACAUUCAUGGAAGGUGUAUUUGAACCAAUCCCCAAAGACACAACCCUAUACAGCAUAACCAAUGCCCAUGCGGUUUACAAAAGAGGCAGUCAAUUUGAACUUGUCAGACCGGAUCCACGAUUCGAGGAUAUAUUGCCACAAAAUACCAGGAUAACACUGGACUUUUGUAUCAGAGAACCCGAAAUUAUGAUAUCGUUAGCAGACGACAAAAUGGCUAUGCAUCUUCCAACAAGGACAGAUAUACAAGUUUCAUUCAUGACACAGAUUCAGCACAAAAAUGUGAAACUGGCUGAGUUGGACAGUGCACCAGAGAAGUUAUCAGCUGAACGAUACAACGAACUUGCAGCCCAAGACCACGAUUACGAAACGGUUGACUACG
Molecule: messenger RNA, 738 nt
Organism: Owenia fusiformis
Lineage: Eukaryota; Metazoa; Annelida; Polychaeta; Sabellida; Oweniidae
Source: the annotation of a GenBank genome assembly